This is a messenger RNA of Apodemus sylvaticus (European woodmouse), 2054 nucleotides long. RefSeq names its product F-box protein 15 (gene Fbxo15). The coding region runs from base 416 to 1963 and encodes 515 amino acids. NCBI's taxonomy places the organism in Eukaryota, Metazoa, Chordata, Mammalia, Rodentia, Muridae. Gene Ontology annotation, molecular function: protein binding. The transcript is spliced from 10 exons. The record is from RefSeq and is a predicted model, not a curated record.
GCGGCGCUUGCGCUGAGUCCAGGAUGAGGGUAUAUUAUUGGUAUCCCUGGGUCUUCAAUUGGCACGUGGCUUAAACUGAACUUGCAAAAUCGGAUUAGUUGCAAAUUGCGUGUUCUCAUUGGCCUUUCUAUAGAGGACUGUGUCAACUGGGAAGUUCAUGUCGUUGGUUUCCUCAGGAAAACAGCUAACGUAGCUGAACCGGGCUACAACAGGCUGACUGACCAAGAACCCGCGUCGGAAUGACCGGGGCGUGGGAAAGAAACGAGGCCUGGGAUUGUCCAGAACGUUGUUGGGGCAGCAAAGGUGUUCACAGAAAACCUCCACGCAUGCGCGAGGUCGGUCGCGGAUUUGCGCACGCGUAAUGGGCAGUGCUGCGCUUUUCCGUGGCGCCGCUAGCAGGUGACUUUGGAUCUCCAUGGCGACCGGACGCGGUCGGCUGCUGAGGCCAGGAUGUUUUGGCCUCCAGGCGCUGCGAGGGUCCCUUCAUGGUGGGGUCGCCACCUGGGGCAGCGCGGGACUGGCCGUGGGGCGCUCCGGGUUCAGAAAGGGUUCUGGAGUUAAGUUUGCUAGAGGCUCAUCUGUCAUGAGGCGGUGUACCACACAAGGCCAGCACAGCGAGGAGCUGUCCUCCAGCUGUUUUGUAUCCCUGGACAGAAUGCCCCCUGAAAUCUUGCUGAAUAUAUUUUCUUACUUGGAUGUGGAAGCCUUGCUGUACAUUGGAUGUGUGAACAGACGCUUUUAUCAUUUGGCCAGGGACAAUCUUAUGUGGGUCAAGAUCUACUCAGCUGCAUUUAAAUCAAAAAAAUCACAUUGGAAUGAUAGUUCAGUGGAGGAAACAGCCACAUGUGUGAGCUUACUGACAGUUGAGGAUAAAGAAGCUGGAUACUGGAAGAAAGAAUAUAUUACAAAGCAGAUCUCUUCAGUGAAAGCAGCCAUCGUCCGCAUUCUGGAGCAUAUCAACCCCUACACAGGUCUUCCUAUGAAAACCAAAGAGGCCCUCAGAAUAUCUGGCAUAGGUUGGGCAAUUAUCUUAAGAGAAAAAAGUGGAAAAGAACACAUCAUGCAGCAUGCUGAUCUUUCCUUAAAUGAUACAUCUGCCACUGUUACGUGGCAUAGCAAAAACUGGCCUCGUUUAGCUGCAUUGUCCACCCUGGAUUUGUAUGGUGUAACACCACUUCUUAUGGACCAGAAGAAAACCCAUGACCCAAAUUGUCCACGAUGGCUGUCUUUAAUUGCAAAGUAUGAUCUAAGCAAUUUAAGCACGUCUACUAUGGUUGGCUGCGACAGACUUGUUCGGAUAUUCUGCAUAAAUCCUGGCCUUCUGGUGGGGCUGUGGCAGAAGGACGAUGAAGUAGCUUUUGUCAUGGCAAGUCUGCAUUUCUAUCACCUUGUGAAAAGGAGCACAUCGGGCACAGCCACUCUUCCCUAUGCAAUCCCUCCCCACCAUCCGUAUUUGAAUGACAGUCUGGAGAGAGGACUGCAAGGCUAUCAGCUGCACAUUGACAUGCAUGGAGGUGGGGUUUUCUAUCUGUGCAGCACCUUCCGCAAUCUCUUCUCCAGGAGAGAGUGCAUUGAUAAUGGAUAUGUGAAGUUUGAGGCAAUAAGUUUGCAAAAUAACAGAGAACACCUACCUCUUAUUGGAAAAGUUGGCCUUGCAUGGAAAAGUAAUGUUUUGGAAGGCUUUAUUAAGGAUUGCUUUAUAGUGGAUGUGACCCUACUGGAUGAGGACACGAGGCCGUUUUGGUGUGUAAGUUCUCCAGUGUGCAUGAGAUCUGCCCACCCCUCUGAUGGUACUAAUUUCCUGGGGCACACUUACUGUGUCGACUACAUGGACACAGAAGGAGGCCUUCGUGCAGAGCUGGUGUGGAUCGAAGAGACCGAAGAAUACUUCAUUGUCAGCCUGUCAAUCUACCUCAGUAUAGCAAAAUUCAACUUUGGUUUGGGACAAAAUACUGAGUUUUAACAGUAGGGAGCAAAGUCUUGUCAUUAGUAAGCUGUUUGUUUUUUACAACUUUGUUUUUUAUUGAAAGUUAAAAUAAAGCAUAUUCAAGGUA